AUGUCGCUCGUGUCCGGCGAGAAGACGAACUUCCAGUACAUCUUGCGUCUGCUCAACACCAAUGUUGACGGCAAGCAGAAGAUCAUGUACGCCUUGACCCAGAUCAAGGGUGUCGGCCGCCGUUACUCCAACCUGGUCUGCAAGAAGGCCGAUGUGGAUCUUACCAAGCGUGCCGGUGAGCUCACCACCGAAGAGCUCGAGCGUGUGGUCACCAUCCUCCAGAACCCCACCCAGUACAAGAUCCCCGCCUGGUUCCUCAACAGACAGCGCGAUAUCACCGACGGCAAGGACGCCCACGUGCUCUCCAACGGUGUCGACCAGAAGGCCCGUGAGGACCUCGAGCGUCUGAAGAAGAUCCGCUCCCACCGUGGUCUCCGUCACUACUGGGGUCUCCGUGUGCGUGGUCAGCACACCAAGACCACCGGUCGCCGUGGCCGCACCGUCGGUGUCAGCAAGAAGAAGGGCUAA
Aspergillus terreus NIH2624 is the source of this 468-nucleotide messenger RNA. RefSeq names its product 40S ribosomal protein uS13. The coding region runs from base 1 to 468 and encodes 155 amino acids. NCBI's taxonomy places the organism in Eukaryota, Fungi, Ascomycota, Eurotiomycetes, Eurotiales, Aspergillaceae. Gene Ontology annotation, molecular function: structural constituent of ribosome; RNA binding. Gene Ontology annotation, cellular component: cytosol; ribosome; small ribosomal subunit. Gene Ontology annotation, biological process: translation. The record is from RefSeq and is a predicted model, not a curated record. The transcript is spliced from 3 exons.